AUGUCAUCGUCAACACCAUUUCGGAUCAUCAUUGUGGGCGGUGGCAUCGCAGGACUGGCAGCAGCUAUAGCCCUUCGGAAGAACAACCGACAGAUUACGAUCCUCGAACAAUCUCGUCUCAGCGCAGAGAUCGGCGCUACGAUCUCACUACAACCCAACGCCACAAGGAUUCUAGAACAGUCGUUGGGGUUGACAGAUCUGCUCAACGGCUCGAACGGCACGGUCGACCACGGAUUCAGGAUCUACAAUGCUGACGGCAAGAUGGUGAAUGAAAUACCUCUACGGAGCAAGACGCAGUAUGGCGCAGACCGCAUCAUGUGGCACCGCGAAGAUCUCCACGCCUAUCUCAAGAAGGCAGCUACAUCCAUCGAACGGGAUGGCCAGCCUGCAAUACUGCGUACUUCGGCACGAGUAUCUCGGUGUGACUGUGAAGAAGGCAAGGUCAUACUUGAGAAUGGUGAGCAUUUGGAAGCAGACCUUGUCAUUGGCGCGGACGGCAUUCACAGUGCUCUACGUACUUCUAUACUCGGUCAAGAGGCCCGUCCCAAACCCACAGGUUCCUCGGCAUACCGGCUUAUGCUGCCAACUGCGAUUCUGAAUGAGCGCGCGCCACAAUUCUACGCAAACAUCAACCCAGAGGAGCCCUAUACUUCUAUGAUCAUGGCACACUCCUGUCGACUCAUCAUGGGUCCUGCACGCGGCGGAUCACUUUACAGUAUCGUUGGACUGGUACCGGACGAGCAGAUGAACGAGAAUUCCGACAGAGCGCAGUCGUGGGUGACGAGAGGACACCCUGAAAAGAUGUUGGAAACAUUCAAGGAUUUCCCCAGCUGGACCAAAGAUGCACUCCGGAAUGCCGAAAGCAUAGGUCUCUGGCAGCUGCGCGAUUUGGAUCCGCUAGGUAAAUGGCACUCUGGACGCGCGAUUAUCAUUGGGGAUGCCGCGCACGCUAUGCUACCGACCCAAGGCCAAGGUGCAAGCCAAACCAUUGAGGACGCCGAAGCUUUAGGGACGCUCUUCAGUCACAUCAUUGACAGGCCAUCCAAGGAUGAAGUGUCUUCGAUCCUAGAAGACGUCUUCAAAAACAGACACGAACGUGCAAGCUUGAUACAGCGAUUCAGCCGGGAAGCCGCGAAGCCUGCAACGGAACGAGGCAGCAAUGUGAUCAAAAUGCACCCUGAUGAAUUCAUGGAUUACAACUGCACCUAUCGGGGAGUGCAUGAUUGGGAGCAAAGGCGUUCUAUGUCAGCAAUAACGUGUCAAGUCUGCCACCGAUCAUACGAACGUGCCGACCACUUGAACCGACAUCUAGACUCACCAUCUGUUGAAGAGCAGAACAACCCAUACCAAUUUGACGAUGACAUACAACUGAACGAUGUCUACCUCGACGAGACCAAUACUGAAGCGCAAGCUCUACUUGAUCUGUACAAUACCACUGGUUAUACCCAGCAUACCAUCCCGGCCUUUUUCGAACAAAUCAUGGUUCCCGCACCCGACUUUUUGGGUAGUGACUACAUGCAACCGCCUCCAGAUCUUACGGCAUGGAUGCCAGAGACUGACUGGCUUGGUCAGGUUGACAUAUUUGGCAAUGACUUCACUCCAACUGUCAGCCAGAUGCUAGAAGCGCAGACAUCGCAGGCUACUGCCUUGCCUUCUGCAACGCCGCCUUUUAAUACAGAUGUUUCUCACGAGAAGAUUGAUAGCAACUCCGCGAAGAGGCGCCAUGCGGUCUUCAAACAGUCUGCCUGGUUCUGGAUCCCCGAGCGUAACCAGCACGCUUUCAGCGAGCACGAAAACAUCGCUCUGGACGAGCGCAACGUAGAUCUUGCCUCGUCACCACACAUGCCAUAUUCUUCCAACGUUGUGAUCCCAGAUAAGCUUUCGCCGGCAGCCCGUGACCGCAUCUUCCAAUUGGUGUCGAAGACUGCACAGAGCCAUAUCACCAUUCCUUCUUUCCCUUCGGCAGAGUGCGUCGACAAGCUGAUCAAGGUUGGGAUUGCAAAACGAACUGAGACUGAUGCAUGGAUCCAUCCGUAUACCUUCGAAAGCGAGACUGCCCGGCCAGAAUAUCUCACUGCCUUGGUGGCAGCUGGGUGCGUAUGUUUUGGCGUCCUCUCGGUGAGCAGAACAGGCUUGGCGCUACAGGAGAUAGUCCGAGUCGCGUUGAACAGGCUGUCCGAGAAUGAUAACAGUGUGAUACGCGACCUUGAAUAUCUCCAAGCUUCGAUGCUUUGGCUUGAUAUCGGGGCAUUCUGUGGGUACAGGAGGAAGAUGGAAAUCGCGGAGAGUAGCUUGCAAUCUCUUGUCACGGCACUACGGCGCGCCGGUAGAUUCGAUUACAUCCGGUAUCCUGCAGUUACACCGUCUGCAGAGGAUGGCGACGAGGAACUACAUGCAAAGUGGAAGCAGUGGGUGGAGCAAGAAUCUUACAAGAGGUUGGUGUAUCACUUGUUCGAGCACGAUAUCCACAUGACUAUGGCCAAACAUCGCCCGCCACUUAUCAGCUACGCUGAACUUACGCUCAUGUUGCCUGCCUCGAAGACCCUGUGGUUGGCACCUUCAGCAGAGACAUGGCGAAUGCGCUAUCUUGAUAUGGACGUCGUCGCCAGCGCUCCCUCACUGCAAACACUUCUGAAAGACGAAGCUGCCAUACACUGUCUUCCUGCCACCAUCGACAUGCAAGUCGCUCACUCAUCUUAUCUGCAUGGCAUUGCUGCCCAAAUCUGGGAGUAUACACAGCAAUCUGCGCUGAUGAACGAGAGCAGCGACGCCGCUUCACAGCUCUGGGCUCGAUCUCGUCAGGAAAAACUAUACCAAUACCUUCAACGCGAAGAUCUUGUACCUAGCAAACAUCCAGCCGUGACCUGUCUGUUCCACCAAUUCUUGCAGAUGUACCUCCACGUCAACCUCGAUCUAAUCACGCGCUUCGCCGGCAAAUGCGGUGAGAGCGCUGCCAACAGCGCGUACACUCACCUCUCACCCUGGAGCCAAACCAAAGAAGCCAGAGUCGCAAUCUGGCAUGCUGGACAGGUAGUCCGAGCUGCGCGGCAAAUCCCGCCAUACCAGAUCCGCGGCCCAGAUUCCUUCAUGUUGUACCAUGCCAUUAUGGUCCUCUGGACAUACAGCAUGAUGACGCGCGACCUAGCGAAGAAGACCGGUACUACGACGCCGAUGCGCACACGGCCAAGUUCGCUUCCGGGCAAAGUUAUCUACCUCGAUGAUGCCGCCUCUGAUAACCAGGCUGGCGUUAAUGCCUUCAUUGCUACGAACAGCGGUAUACCGUGCCUUCGCAUCAUCUCUACGCACCAACCAGUGGCAUCGGUGUCUGGAGCGAUUGCUCGGCCCGAAAUCUGCAACCUCAAGUAUCCUUCGCAGGUUAUGAAGGUGGGCGUUAUGCUUCUUGAAUCCACACAUCCCGAUGUGGAUCGCGAAACUGGGCCGCCUCUUGUAAGGGCGCUUUGUGGAUUGAUGGAAGAACUUGGAGGUCUUCGAUGA
Molecule: messenger RNA, 3495 nt
Organism: Alternaria metachromatica
Lineage: Eukaryota; Fungi; Ascomycota; Dothideomycetes; Pleosporales; Pleosporaceae
Exons: 9
Coding region: 1-3495 (1164 amino acids)
Biological process (GO): DNA-templated transcription
Molecular function (GO): zinc ion binding; FAD binding; DNA binding
Source: RefSeq, a predicted model, not a curated record